Molecule: messenger RNA, 2011 nt
Organism: Trichechus manatus latirostris (Florida manatee)
Lineage: Eukaryota; Metazoa; Chordata; Mammalia; Sirenia; Trichechidae
Gene: PCED1A
Product: PC-esterase domain containing 1A
Exons: 8
Coding region: 513-1871 (452 amino acids)
Source: RefSeq, a predicted model, not a curated record
GCUUCCGCCCGACCGAUUCACGUGUCGAUGUCGCCGUAGCCGCCAUUAACACUGUGGGCAGCCGCGCUCGGCGCCGCCGCGCCCCCAGCCCGCAUCCAGGGCCUCUAGCCCGCCCGGGUGGGCCUGGCCUCGGCCCCUCCCCCACGCGACGGCCAUUGCUGUCAUCGCCCCGUCCCAUCGGGCGUUGGGGGUCGCGCCGGGAGGGACAUGGGUGACCGGAAGUGGGAGCUGUGAGCGCUGCCGCUCGGGGUCCGCGGUCUGAAGCCCGAGGCGCCGUCGGGGCCGCCGCGACGCAUGCAUGGAGAGCGCUAGGCAACAGGCUGCGCACCGACGGCUAAUCGGGACGCACGGGCUCCGCGGGGCGGGGGCUUUGCAGAACCGACUGGCCUCCCGGGGCGCAGGGACAUGAGGCUUAGUCAGGAGCCCGGCAAGGCGCGAAGCGCGUCGGCCUGCCCCGGUCGCCUGUGACUGGUGCGGAGCCCCGGGACUCGCCCGUCGUUGUCGGCAGCGGCAUGGUCUUCUGUCUGGAGAACGAGGAGCCUCGCCGCCCGCUGCCAAGCGCCAUGGUCCAUCUCCAGGCCUCGGAAGUCCAGCAGCUGCUACACAACAAGUUCGUCGUCAUCUUGGGGGACUCCAUCCAGCGGGCUGUGUAUAAGGACCUGGUGCUGCUGCUCCAGAAAGACUCAUUGCUCACAGCAGCCCAGCUGAAAGCCAAGGGGGAGCUCAGCUUUGAACAGGACCAGCUGGUGGCUGGGGGCCAGCUGGGUGAGCUGCACAAUGGAACACAGUACCGCGAGGUCCGCCAGUUCUGCUCGGGUUCUGGCCACCAUCUUGUGCGCUUCUACUUCCUCACCCGUGUUUACUCUGAGUACCUGGAGGACGUCCUGGAGGAGCUGGCAUAUGGGCCUACCCCGGACCUGGUGAUCAUCAACUCCUGCCUCUGGGAUCUCUCCAGGUACGGCCGCUGCUCCAUGGAGAGCUACCGGGAGAACCUGGAGCGGGUGUUCGUGCGCAUGGACCAGGUGUUGCCAGACUCCUGCCUGCUGGUGUGGAACAUGGCGAUGCCUCUGGGGGAGCGUGUCACUGGGGGCUUCCUCCUGCCGGAGCUCCAGCCCUUGGCAGGCUCUCUGCGGCGGGAUGUAGUUGAAGGGAACUUCUACAGUGCCACACUGGCCGGGGACCACUGCUUCGACGUCCUGGACCUCCACUUUCAUUUCCGGCAUGCAGUACGGCACCGUCACCGGGAUGGUGUCCACUGGGACCAGCAUGCCCACCGCCACCUCUCACACCUGCUUCUGACCCACGUGGCUGAUGCCUGGGGUGUGGAGCUACCCAAGCGGGACCGUCCCUCUGAACCAUGGAUUGAGGACUGGCCAGAGAUGGAUCAUCCGUUCCAGGGAAUCCACAGGCAGCCCCCAGACUUCAGGGAGCAGCUGCGCCCACCCCUGCCCUCUCCUUUGCCCCCUCCCAUGCCCUUUCCCUACCCUCUUCCUCAGCCUUCGCCGCCUCCCUUGUUCCCACCACUGCCCCAGGAUGCCCCUUUUUUCCCAGGCCAGCCCUUCCCACCCCAUGAAUUCUUCAAUUAUAAUCCAGUGGAGGACUUUUCGAUGCCACCCCACUUAGGAUGUGGCCCUGGAGUGAACUUUGUGCCUGGUCCUCUGCCACCUCCAAUCCCUGUCCCUGUCCCCCAUGGUCAGCACCGGGGUCCGGUGGUACACCGGGGGAUGCCACGCUGUAUUCCCAAUGGCCCCUACCCUGUGCCAAGGAUGGGGGGGCCUUGCAGGCAGCGGCUCAGACACUCAGACAGACUGAUCCACACAUACAAACUGGACGGACGGCCUCCUGCCGAUUCAGGGACAUGGCUUGGGUAGACUGGAAUUUGGGCUGGAUUUGUCAGCGGCCUUGCAGGGCCUGCCUGCCACCCCAGGUGCUGGGCCAGGGUGUCUGCUAUGCCAAGUGUUGUUCUUGUUCGUUGCUGUCACCAAUAAAGGCAUGGAAGAAUGGAAUGACA